GCAUGACAGUUGUGUGGGAAACGAUUUGGUAUUAUGAAGUAAAAUAUUUUAUAAAUUACUGUGUUUAAAUGACAGCAGGAAAAGAAACAAUGGGCGAACAACCAAUCUUCACGUGUAAAGCUCACGUGUUCCACAUAGACCCGAAGACAAAAAGGUCCUGGAUGUCGGCUAGCUCUGCUGCAGUCUCCGUCUCCUUCUUCUACGACUCCUCGAGGAAUCUGUAUCGCAUCAUCAGUGUUGAAGGCACAAAGGCGGUGAUAAACAGCACGAUCACAGCAAAUAUGACGUUCACGAAGACAUCUCAGAAGUUCGGUCAGUGGAGUGACGUGCGCGCUAACACAGUGUAUGGACUCGGCUUUGCUUCAGAGGCGGAGUUGGGAAAGUUUAUAGAGAAGUUCCAAGAGGUGAAGGAGGCGAUACAGGCGCAGCAGUGCGGUGGUAAAGCGGCGCCCAACGGCAGCAGCGGCGCCGCCACACCCGUCGCCAGCGCGACCGCCAGCCCCCUGCUGGCAGGACGCGCACCCCCCGACGAGCCCCCCGCACUCUCGCCCGCACAGCCGAUAAAGACCGAUAACGAUGAGAUGAUGGUGCACCAAAGAGCUCACUCCGUCUCUUCCACUCUACAGGGUGGUGGUUACGCGACGGUGGGUCGUGCGCCGCGCGGGCCGCUCUCCUCCAGCGCGGCGCCGCCCGAGCCCGCCGCCGACACCGCCGAGCAGCAGCUGCGCUACGAGAACGACCGCCUCAAGCUCGCACUCGCACAGAGUUCAGCGAACGCUAAGAAGUGGGAAGUGGAGCUAGCAACACUGAAGAGUAACAAUCUUCGUCUGACCGCCGCGCUGCAGGAGAGCACCGCCAAUGUGGAUGAAUGGAAGCGCCAGCUGCACCAGUACCGCGAGGAAGUAGCCCGCGCACGGCACUACGCGGGGAAAGGUGGCGAUGCAAACGAAGUUGAACAGCUGCGGCAGCGCGUGGCGCAGCUGGAGGCGGAAUUGGCGCAGAAGAAUGAGGAACUGGCACAGAUCACCAAGUCCAAGAAGAGUGAACAGGACGCAGAGGCUAAACUAGCUCAGAGUCAGCUGGAGCUGGCGCUGGCGGCGCAGGAUGGGCAGCGCCAGGUGCUGCAGGCCCUCAACGACCAGCUCGCGAGGCAGCUUGAGGAGCUCUCGACGAUCCAUCGCGAGAUAAACACCGCGUUGCAAACAUGAGACGCGGCCUCGGUGCAGCCGCCGCCGAUAUACGCGGCCGUCAGCAAGGAGCGCCGCGCCGCACUACCCCUGCUGCUGCGCGCACCUCUACCCCUACCCCUGCCUCUACCCGCACACUCUGCAGCCCAGCACGUCUACAGCGCCACAAACCCCGCACUAUCAGCAGCUCAGCAUGUCUACAGUACUGCGAACCCCGCCCACUCGGCUCAGCACAUCUAUAGUGGCGCAAACUCCGCUCACAGCGCCGCUAACCCCGCCCAUUCAGUCCAGCACAUCUACAGUGGCGCUAACCCAGCACAACACGUGUACGGUGUUCCCCCCACCUCUACAGUGCAGCUGCCGCCAAACCCCGCCCAUGGUGCCGCUAGCCCCGCCUACUGCAGCGCUCAGCCUGCCCCCGCCCCCGGCCCCGCCCCCGAGCCCGCCUACGUCACGCUCAAAGCGAAGAAAUGAAGAGUGCUUUCGGUAUUUCGAAAGGUGCAUGAGUUCUUUUAAAUUAUUGUAUGUUGUAUAUUUUCUGUACUAUGUCUUGUUACUUUAUUUUAGUUGUAAAGGGUCGGGCGUUUUUAAAAUUCCGCGUUACGUCACUAUUAUAUUAUAUUUUCUUGUCUUAAAUAAAUAGUUAAUUAUAAUAAUAAAGAUUUUCAUAGUAAAUGUGAAUCAAAGGUUGUAUUCCAGUAACGUUCGCACGAUGCAAUAGUUGUUUGUAGGUUUAUGUCACCGAUAUAUUGUCAAAUUCGAUGUUUUAUAAUCUGGAGAAAAACUGCAAGUAGGUAGCGAUAGUCAAGAGUGGCGACUCUACUUUUUUGAUAAAUUUUGACAGAUGACAGGCGUGUCAACUGUCAAC
Molecule: messenger RNA, 2055 nt
Organism: Papilio xuthus (Asian swallowtail)
Lineage: Eukaryota; Metazoa; Arthropoda; Insecta; Lepidoptera; Papilionidae
Gene: homer
Product: homer protein
Exons: 10
Coding region: 69-1208 (379 amino acids)
Biological process (GO): G protein-coupled glutamate receptor signaling pathway
Molecular function (GO): G protein-coupled glutamate receptor binding
Source: RefSeq, a predicted model, not a curated record